CAGUAAAGACUUCUAUGUUUCGCAGUAGGUGCAAGGUAUAUCAAAUUAGCUCCACAUGCCGAUCAAGCCGGCACGUUCAUUCACGCACAUACAAUAGAUAUUGGUCAUACAUCCUCAAAUGGUAACACUGGUUCCGGCAGUCAUCAUCUCUUAUCUUCCCUUUUGAUCACAGAAAAAAAGAAGGUAGUCAUCAUGCCUCCAGAAAAGAAAUCAUUGAAAUCCAUGAAAGCAAAGAGAUACAGCGACGAAGAUGUCAGGCACAUGCCACAAUGGGUGAUAGAUAUCAAACAAGAAGAAACAGAUGAAUUAGAUUUCGGAAAAUCAUGGACAAUCUAUAGAGUUCCCACAAACCUCCUGGAAGUUCAGAAAAAUGCAUUUAUUCCUAAAAUCAUAUCAAUCGGUCCGUUUUAUUACCGUGAUGCUCGUUACAAGGUUAUGGAAGAACACAAGAAGAGAUUUCUAUUCCUUUUGUUAGGAUACGAUAAUAAAGAUCAGGGUGGUAACUUUGGUGGUUAUAAUUAUGUUGAGCUAGACAGUAUUGUAAGUCUUAUGUAUGACUUGGAGAAAAGAACCAGAGAGUGUUAUUCCGAGACAUUUAUUAAUAUUUCUUCAGAUGAUUUUGUUCAGAUGAUGGUCAUGGAUGGCUGUUUUGUUAUUGAGCUUCUUCGACUUUACCACAAGUUCUGCUCAUCGGAUACCGUAGAGGGCCGGCGUAGGGGCACAUUCUCUUUUGAGAAGAAAGUUGUUGAUGAUCCAAUCUUCACAACCCGAUGGAUGCUGCGAGCUCUUCAGCGCGACUUAAUGAUGAUACAAAACCAACUUCCGUUCUUUCUGCUGCAAGAAUUGUAUCGCUUAAUUACUGCAAGUCCUAGAAAAGGUUGCGACAUUGAUAACAUCUCACUGAUCGAUCUUACUUUGAAAUUUUUUGAUCCACUUCUUCCGAAAGACGAAUCUCAAAUUGUAGACGUAGACCCAGAUCCAAAUGAAUACCGUCACCUCCUUCACUUAUUCAGAAAGAGCUUCAUUUUACCAAUUAAGCGCAGAAAACCAUUACGAGUACCUCGAACUGGUAGUACUGUGGCAAAACCUAUUUUCCAUUAUCAACAAACAACUCCAAGCACUCGCACAAAGCAAGACAGUCAUUUUAUACAAUGUGUUACAGAACUGAGAGAAGCAGGAGUUACGUUCCUUGAGAAACCAGAGCAUGCCAAUAUUGACAUGUUUGCUGUCGAAUAUAAGAACGGGGUUUUAAAAAUCCCUCCUUUAUUUAUAGAUGACAACACGGUUCCGCUCUUUCUGAAUUUCAUUGCUUAUGAGCAGUGUGACAAGGAUGCAACUCCGUACUUCACGAACCACUUGAUGUUCUUUGACAGACUAGUGAGUUCUAUUAAAGAUGUUGAGGUACUUCAUAGGACUGGUAUCAUACAUCACGUUUUCGGGAGCGAUAAAAAGGUGGCUGAUUUCAUCAAUAAGUUGUGCAGAGAGAUUGUUUAUAAUGUGGAUAAUUGUCAUUUAUCUGAACAAAUGAAAGGAGUUAACGAUUAUUACAAGGCAUAUUAUGCUAAUAAAUGGAAUGUUUGGUGGACAAGGUUGCUUCGUGACUAUUUUAGUAGUCCCUGGACAGUUCUUUCGCUGCUUGCCGCUUCUGUUCUGUUGAUGUUUACUGCCGGACAAACUUUCUUUGCUCUAUACGCUUAUUAUAAACCACCAAAACAAAUUUGAGUAUCACUUACAUUCCUUCAGAUCUUUAUUAAUAUGUAUUGAUAAAUUAUUUUUAUCGACUUUCUCAUUUAUAUAGAUUGCAAGUGUUUCUGUAUAUGUAAACAGAUGUGUGUGUAUUGUUGUAUCUAAGUUGUGCUAGGAAGAGUAAUACUACUAUUACU
Molecule: messenger RNA, 1883 nt
Organism: Papaver somniferum (opium poppy)
Lineage: Eukaryota; Viridiplantae; Streptophyta; Magnoliopsida; Ranunculales; Papaveraceae
Product: UPF0481 protein At3g47200-like
Exons: 3
Coding region: 193-1722 (509 amino acids)
Source: RefSeq, a predicted model, not a curated record